AUUUUAUUUUCAUAGUCCACGUGCUAUUAAUCCAGAUAUGUUAUGGAUUCGAAAGGUACAUUCGAUGCGGCAAGAAGAUGUCGAAGCAAAAGUUCCUCACAAAGCUUAGAAUCUAAAAAUUCAUCUAGAUCUCGAGCUUCUACUUCAUCGUCUAGCACAAAAAUUAAAUAUACAAAAAGGAAAACAGAAGAUGUCAGCUCAGAAGAAGAACAACCAUGUUACAAAUCAAAAUUUGUGAAAUCCCUAGAAUCAGAAGAAGAAUCUGAAGGAGAAAACUUAGACAAUAUCGAUGAAAAUGAAGAAGAGCAAGAAGAAGAAGAGCAAGAAGAAGAAGAGCAAGAGGAAGAAGAGCAAGAGGAAGAAGAAGAAGAAGAAGACGAAGAAGAUGAUGAUGACAAACCGAGAAAGAAAAAGAAAAGUAGAGUUGCUAGAUUCAUCAUAGAUGAAGCUGAAGUAGACGAUGAUGUGAAGGAUGACGAUGAAUGGGAGGAAGAGGAAAUUGAUGUAAUAGGAAUUGAUGUUGACGAAUUAGGGCCAACUGCGCGUGAGAUUGAGAGACGACAUAGAGAUACAAAUCUUUGUACACAAGAAGGGGAAAUUGAGGAAUACCUUCGAAAAAAAUAUAGCAACAAAUCAAUAGCCGCUCAUCGUUUUGGCGACGGCGGCGAAGAAAUAAGCGAAGAAAUCAUCCAGCAAACUUUAUUACCAGGCGUGAAAGAUCCAAAUUUAUGGUUGGUAAAAUGUCGAAUAGGAGAAGAAAAAGCCACAGUACUGUUAUUGAUGCGCAAGUUCAUCGCGUGUCAGAAUUCAAGUGAACCUUUUCAAAUAAAAUCUGUUGUGGCACCAGAAAGAGUUAAGGGGUAUAUAUAUAUAGAGGCUUACAAGCAAUCGCACGUAAAAGUUGUUAUUGAAAAUGUUAGAAGUCUUAGAAUGGGUACAUGGAAACAAGAAAUGGUGCCAAUUAAAGAGAUGAUAGAAGUGCUGCGAGUUAAAGAACAAACUCAUUUAAAACCUAAACAAUGGGUCCGUGUGAAACGAGGCAUUUACCAAGAUGAUUUAGCUCAAAUUGUUUAUAUCGAUUUAGCACAAAAUCAAGUUCACUUAAAAUUGCUUCCGAGAAUUGAUUACUCUAGAUUUCGUGGCGUAUUGAGAACAAUACAGAACAAAUGUAUUGAAUCCGAUGUAUUGAAACGUAAGAAGAAUAAGAAACCAGCAAAAAAACCAUUUAAUCCUGAAGCAGUUCGUGCUGUUGGAGGAGAAAUUACCAAAAACGGAAAUUUCUAUAUUUUUGAAGGAAAUAGAUAUAAUCAUAAAGGGUUUCUUUACAAAAAUUUUUUCAUAAAUAACAUUAUGGUGGAGGAUGUUAUACCUACACUUUCCGAAUUAGAAAAAUUUGAAGAAGCGCCGCAAAAUGUUGAAAUAGAUUCCAAUGAUACGCCAGGAAGUGGAACAUUUGAAAAAAAUCAACUUCAUUCCUUCAAUAAUGGAGAUAAUGUAAUAAUAUGCGAGGGUGAACUUACAAAUCUACAGGGAAAAAUCGUUUCCAUAAAUGGGAACACAAUUAUGGUUAUGCCCAAACAUAAAGAACUUAACGAAGUUUUGGAAUUACAUGCUUCAGAAUUACGAAAAUAUUUUACGCAAGGCGACCACGUGAAGAUUACGGCAGGACGAUAUGAAGGCGACACAGGUUUAAUUGUUAGAGUAGAACAAAACAGAAUAGUUUUAUUCUCCGAUUUGACAAUGCACGAACUCGAGGUUCUACCGAGGGAUCUACAAUUGUGUUCUGACAUGGCAACUGGUGUUGACAGCUUAGGUAAAUUUCAAUGGGGUGACUUGGUGCAGUUAGAUGCACAGACAGUUGGUAUUAUCGUUCGAUUAGAACAUGAGAAUUUCCAUGUCUUGUCUAUACAUGGGAAAGUAAUCGAAGUAAGACCGCAAGCCGUUACGAAGCGUCGCGAAAGCAGAAAUACAAUCGCAUUGGACUUUCGACAGAGCACUAUACGAAAAAAGGAUAUUGUUAAAGUAGUUGACGGACCGCAUACCGGUCGAGGAGGUGAAAUUAAACACCUUUACAGAAGUUUUGCUUUUUUGCACUCGAAAAUGUUUGUCGACAACGGUGGAAUAUUUGUAUGCAAAACCAGACAUUUACAGUUGUCCGGUGGAAAUAAAACAACUUCUAUUAACUCUAUGUCACCAGUGGCAGGAUUUAUGUCACCUAGAAUUGCCUCCCCGAUGCAUCCUAGCGGAGGUGGUUUUGGACGAGGUGGCGGAGGUGGACGAGGAAGAGGUCGUGGUGGCGGUGGCGGUGCAAGACGCGACCGAGAAUUAAUAGGAACCACUAUCAAAAUAACAGGUGGACCAUACAAAGGAAACGUGGGUAUUGUAAAAGAUGCGACAGAAACAACAGCACGCGUGGAACGGCACUCGACUUGCCAGACGAUUCGGUUUCGUUGUUCUCAAGAGCCAACGGUUGGUGAUAAAGAAAGAGUUGGUGGUUUUACCAGCCACAACAAAACUCCGAUUUAUGGAUUCGGUGGACAGACGCCGAUGUAUUCGAAGGACGCAUCAAAAACACCUACGUAUGGUUUCCAGACGCCUAUCUACGAAUAUGGUUCUCGUACUCCACAUUACGCCGGUUCGAUGACAUCAUCUCACGAUGGCUCACGAACACCAGGUCAAUCCGAAGCCUGGGAUCCGACAAUUUCUAAUACACCUGUUAGCACGAAUGAUUUUGAAGAAUAUAAGAUGGAGAAGGGUGGCUCAUGGGUUGGUUAUCCUUCCGAAAACUCUCCUACUGAAGGGUCGUUUAUUCCACAGACUUCGAUUAUGUACGGUUCGGAACAAACCUACGGUUCAUGUCAUUCGAGUCCUAUAGAAAGUUCUAUCGUCAACUCAAAUUAUGAAAGCUGCAGUGCUUCGUCCUCAACGAGUACUGGAUACAUCAGUUCAUAUAACGCGUUUUUAACACCUUCUCCAGGAGAUUACAUACCUAGUAAUCCAUAUAAUCUACUAACACCUCGUUUAGGAAUGAAUGCAGAUGACAAUUCAAAUUGGCAUACAACGGAUAUUGAAGUUCGCAUUCGCAAUACCCAUGAUGAUCUUGCCCUCGUUGGACAAAAAGGAGUCAUCCGACAAGUUUUCGGUGACAUAUGCACCGUUUACUUACCUAUGGAAAAUCGAGCAGUGAGCAUAGUACGUAGACAAUUAGACUUUGUAGUACCAUCAUGUGGCGAUCGAGUCAAAGUGAUUCUUGGUGAAGAAAACCGUGAAGCCGUCGGCACUUUACUUUCGAUCGACUAUCAAGAGGGAGUGGUAAAGCUCACUACGGACGAAAUAAAGUUCGUCCAAUUUCGGUUUUUGGGUAAAAUGGAAGACAUAAAACAAGGAUAGAAGGAUGUGAUAUUGAUA
This is a messenger RNA of Acromyrmex echinatior (Panamanian leafcutter ant), 3408 nucleotides long. Its product is annotated as transcription elongation factor SPT5-like. The record is from RefSeq and is a predicted model, not a curated record. Gene Ontology annotation, cellular component: DSIF complex. NCBI's taxonomy places the organism in Eukaryota, Metazoa, Arthropoda, Insecta, Hymenoptera, Formicidae. Gene Ontology annotation, molecular function: mRNA binding; protein binding. Gene Ontology annotation, biological process: regulation of transcription by RNA polymerase II; transcription elongation-coupled chromatin remodeling; regulation of DNA-templated transcription elongation.